Molecule: messenger RNA, 2018 nt
Organism: Arachis ipaensis
Lineage: Eukaryota; Viridiplantae; Streptophyta; Magnoliopsida; Fabales; Fabaceae
Source: RefSeq, a predicted model, not a curated record
GAAAAUAUUUAUUGUUGCUCAAACCCAUAUAAUACACGAGACGUUUUCCCUUGAUCCUUUCUUCAUCCAUCUGCAACAAUCAUCUUCUACGAAGCUAGGGAUAUAAAGAAUUGAAGUAGCAUGGAAGAAACUGGUCAACACAAGCUGCUUAAAUGGAGAGAAUCUGCGAAAGCAACACUAUGUCGUUUUCAAGCACACUCUGAACCAGUUGCCAUCUCCAGUCUUCCAGAAGAACUUCGAGAACAGAACAAGAACACUUACACACCAAAGGCCAUCAACAUUGGUCCACGGUUCACGGGAACAAGACGGAACCUGUUGAAAUUGGAGGAGACCAAAUGGCACUACAUGCAAUCUCUUCUUCAUCGAGGACCCAAGGGACCCGAAAGAAACCUAGAGGAAUGCACGCAAGUCGUUAUAGAACUAGAGAGUGAAGUUUGCGCAAGCUAUGGCGAAGGUGAUCUCAAAUUGGAAUGGAACGACCUCGCUAAUAUCAUGUUAUCCGAUGCUUGUUUCUUGCUGGAGCUUCUCAUAAGCGAAUCAGAUUACUUGAAUGUUCGCGUGCCUCUAUUCCCAAGACCUCAAAUAAAAAAAGAGAUGCUGACUGAUAUGUUGGUUUUGGAGAACCAAAUACCGCUCGUCAUUCUCCAUAAGUUGUCGGAAAAACUCUUCAAUGAAGCAUAUCUUGUCCCGAUUGAAUCGCUGGCAUUGAAUCUCUUUGGCUACUUUCCGAAUAGGAGCUUUAAGUACUUCACCCCCAACAUUGCCUCUCAUAAUUUUCUUGAACUUGUCCACUCCUACAUUUCCGACGACAGCUAUGAUCAGGAGAGAGUUCUAGAACAAGAAGCUCAUGAGGGAAAUCACCAAAUAUCCAUUACUAUCAACACUAGCACUAAACUUCUGCAGGUAGCGAAUCAAUAUGCAAACUGUGGUUCCUCCUCUGGCAUCAAUAAUGGAUGUGUUAAAUGUGUUUCUUCUGCCUUCAAAGGAUGUGGAAAUUGUUGUGCUUCCCCUCUCAAGCUCAAACAAUGUUUUGGUUGUGGUUCUGCCUUUAAAGGCAACGGAUGUGGUGCUUGUUCUGGUGCUUCAGAAUUUGUCCAUGUAUGUGGAUGUACAUGUAAUGAUUGCUCCUUCCCUGAUGCCACUAACAAUGUGGACUUUGAUAAUAAUAUGAACAGGAUUAAGGCAAAGAAUAUUCAACCUCUUAACUUCCAUGCCGAAUUUAAUCGUUGUGCUCCUAUCCUUGAAGCUGCUGGGGUAAAAAUCCAAAUGUCAAGCCCAGAGAAGAAGCUGGGAGAUCCUUGUCAACCUGUAAUACCAGGCGUUAAGUUUGACAUAAAAUUCAGCAAGGGAACAUUAGAAAUUCCACAGCUUCACAUCACAAGCUCUACCCAAGUGAUGUGGCAGAAUCUCAUUGCUUGGGAACAAUGCCACACUGGUUUGAGUUGCAAACACAAGUGCACAUGGGCUGCAUUCUUUUUCAACGGUUUAAUCUGCUGUGGAAAUGAUGUACAACUUCUAAAAGAUAGAAAAGUGAUCGUGGAUCAUUUGAACAUGAGCAAUCAAAAACUGAUGGAAUUCUUCAGAUCGUUGAUAAGUGGAGUUGACCGUGACAAAACCAAUGAUUCCCCAUACUGGGAAAUGAUCAGUGAGUUGAACUCCUAUUAUGGAAAAUGUUGCCUUAAAAUCAAACGAUAUUCCAUAAUGUUGCGGCAUUCGUGGAUUCCGAUGAUCGCCCGCCAAUUCGACCGGGUUGUGUUGCGCGGUUACAACCUCCUCGUCGGAAUGAUAUCUGUCUAUGCUCUUAUGCAGACCAUUUAUACAAUGCUCGGUUAUUAUCAUUCCAAAUAAUCAUAUCCGUCGAUGCAGCCGCCGAUGUCUUCCAUGAAGAAUCACUGAAUCAAUAUACCAUGGCAACCUUCUGCCAACCACUUGUGUGUUAAAAGAAAAUCUGGGAACAGCAGAAGACUAGAUAAGGUAUUAAUUUGAGUGAAAAUUCAUAUGCAGUUAUUAUUCUAUAA